CCAAAAAAUUUAUUAAAUCAAUAUAUUAUUACAACUAAUUUUAAUGCAUAUCUAAACUGAUGAUAAACACUGAUUUAAAUGAAUAAAUAAACUGUUUUCCAUUGCAUAUAAGUGGAACAACAGAAGAAAAAACUCGAAUGAAAAAUACAAAUUAUUGAAGUUUCGAGGAAACUUCUCAACUUCUAUCGAACUCUAACCUAUUAGGAGAAUAAGGAAAUUAUAUAAAUCGACGUGUUCUUCAUUUUCUCAGAUUUGAUUUUUUUGUCACCUGAUCCAUUGUUUUUGCUGUUGUAAUUCUUUACUGGAAUCGAUACAUUUGACAAUGCCUUUGGAGUCAUCUUCGUUUAAUUGUGCAUGUCAUAAGCGAGUUCAAUCAAUCGACGACAUUUUUGUACCUUUAUAUUCUGAACCACCUGUGGAUGACAUUGUCCCUACAGCUGCUAUGCCUAGGCUAUCGUUGCGAUAUUCAAAUGGAUAUGUUAGUUUGUCAGAGCCAGAUCGUGGGCAAUUCAAGAUUAUGUUAAGCGUCGCCCAAUUCAUGCCGGAUGAAAUUAAAGUGAAAACUAUCGCCAACAAUGUUGUCAUUCACGCCAAACAUAAAGAGAAAGUUGACGAACACGGGUUUGUGUCCCGAGAAUUCACCAAACGUUAUAUAUUACCAGAAGGUGUUAAGCCUGAUACUGUCAAGUCGACCUUCAGCAAGAAUGGUAUCUUGACCAUAACAGCCCCCAAGAACAUUAUCCAACUUCCCAACCGUAAUGAGAGGAUUGUGCCAAUAGAAGUAAAGAAGCCAAUUACCAAAGGUAAAUAAACCUAUUGGAUGCAACCGUAGAUCCGAAUGAAGUUUAAAAACUUGCAGUUCAGUAUAUGCAAUUCGGUUUUACAUGUAUCGCAUUUGUUAAGUUUCUAUAUUCUCUGAUAAAACAUUGGUUGUUUUUAUUCUAACAAAACAGAUAUGAUUGAAUGUUAUCUGGUAUUAAUCUGUAAAAAAUAAAAAUUUUGCAAAGA
This is a messenger RNA of Argiope bruennichi, 1008 nucleotides long. Its product is annotated as heat shock protein Hsp-12.2-like. NCBI's taxonomy places the organism in Eukaryota, Metazoa, Arthropoda, Arachnida, Araneae, Araneidae. The coding region runs from base 323 to 811 and encodes 162 amino acids. Gene Ontology annotation, molecular function: protein folding chaperone. The transcript has a single exon. Gene Ontology annotation, biological process: response to heat; protein refolding. The record is from RefSeq and is a predicted model, not a curated record.